AGUGACUGUUCCAGCGCCCGGCUGUGCUGUGGCUGUUGCUGGAAGCUGUGCUCUGUCUGUUAACCCCCGACACAGGACGUGACAAACAGGAGUAGGAAGACUCCUGUAGAGUCUCUGCUGACACCAGGCCUCAUUUGAAUAACAACACACGUGGCUGCACCUGCUCCCACAGGGUAAUGUAUAUAAAGAUGGAGCUCACUUUUUAGUGGGUAAAAAAAACACAGGAAGCGGUUUGACCAACAGCAGCAGUCAACAUGGGAAAGAUCAUCUUCUACGAGGACAGGAACUUUGGAGGCCGUCACUAUGAGUGCAUGAGCGACUGCGCCGACCUGCACUCCAUGUUUGACCGCUGCCGCUCCAUCAGGGUGGAGAGCGGCAUGUUCGUGAUCUACGACCGUCCCAGCUACACGGGAAACCAGUACUUCAUGAAGAGGGGAGAUUACUCCGACUACCUGGGCAUGAGCGGCAUGAAUGACUGUGUCAGGUCCUGUCGCAUGAUCCCCAUGCACAGUGGCAACUUCAAGUUGAGGCUGUACGAGCACUUCGACAUGAGAGGUGAGAUGAUGGAGCUGACGAACGACUGCCCCAACCUCAUGGACCGUUUCCGCAUGUCCAACUUCAACUCCUGCAACGUGAUGGAGGGCCACUGGCUGCUGUACGAGCACCCCCACUACAGGGGACGUCACUACUACCUGAGGCCUGGCCAGUACAGGAGCUUCAGCGAGUGGAGCGGCAACAGCUCCAGGAUCAGCUCCAUCAGGCGCCUCAUGAAUCUCUAAAGACAGAAGAAUGGUUCUUGUGAAGUGUCUGCUCUUUGCCUUGUUUCACACGCUGAAUAAAAUGGCGUCAGUGCUCACGUGUAUUCAGUUUUGUUCUUGCUCUCUGCGUUUGGAGGGCAUGUUUCCCCAGCAGGAUGUGACGGGGUCUUGGC
Seriola aureovittata is the source of this 931-nucleotide messenger RNA. RefSeq names its product gamma-crystallin S-1-like. Gene Ontology annotation, biological process: visual perception; lens development in camera-type eye. The transcript has 3 exons. The record is from RefSeq and is a predicted model, not a curated record. NCBI's taxonomy places the organism in Eukaryota, Metazoa, Chordata, Actinopteri, Carangiformes, Carangidae. The coding region runs from base 255 to 779 and encodes 174 amino acids. Gene Ontology annotation, molecular function: structural constituent of eye lens.